This is a messenger RNA of Triplophysa dalaica, 2693 nucleotides long. RefSeq names its product FYN binding protein b (gene fyb1b). The record is from RefSeq and is a predicted model, not a curated record. The coding region runs from base 144 to 2339 and encodes 731 amino acids. Gene Ontology annotation, biological process: protein localization to plasma membrane; T cell receptor signaling pathway; integrin-mediated signaling pathway. Gene Ontology annotation, cellular component: plasma membrane. The transcript has 19 exons. Lineage: Eukaryota; Metazoa; Chordata; Actinopteri; Cypriniformes; Nemacheilidae. Gene Ontology annotation, molecular function: protein binding.
AACAGUCAGUCAGUAGAUAGGGGAAGUAGGCAGGAGUAGGCAGGCAUUUUUUUAGACAGAAAUACUGACGCAAACAAAAAUACAUUCAGCUAAGUUGAAUUGUGAGCCUGUGAGAGCAUUUUGGUGAGAACCUUUCUCGCUUUAUGACUAUGGACAACAAGUCAGAUGUAAAAGCCAUAAUGGCUCGCUUCCAGGCCGGAAGUGCAUCCGUAGAAGGCAGUCCACCGGUUCGCCCGAAACCUCCAGUUCAGCCCACCUUAUCAUCAGGCUCAUCCGUGCAUGUUAAGAAGCCUCUUGAAUCUACCCUCUCUGGUGGAGCUACAACUACCUCAUCACCUAAACCAAACUUUUUAAAGAGCACAGUUAACACAGUCAAGAGCGCUCCAGACUUGCACGAUGCUCCGAAGACAAAGGCGUUCGUUGGCAGGUUUGAAAACACACAAGAGAAUAACAAAGCCAACUUCAAAGUUCCUUUUAAACCUAAACCACCAGACUCAACCCAGGACUCCGAACCGAAGGUUACAUUUCCGAAGGUAGCGCUACACAAGCCUUCCCCAAUCGGCAUGGCUAAUGAUUCAAAGGGCAUGAGUCCAAAGCCUCUGGCUACUACCGUUAAGCCACCCUGGGUCAGAGAACAAACAAAAGCAGAAGACAAUAGUAGUAGCCCUAAUCCUGCCGCUCCAAAAAUGAAACCAAAAAGCACCAUGGCUCUGAUACAGCAACAGCACAAGGAGAGCACCAAUGCAGAGCCUGCUGAAAAAUCUACUUCAGUAUCUAAUGUGAAACCCUCAAGCUUCUGUGUUAAAAAUAGCUUCAAUAAACCUGAGGAAAUUGUAAAAGAGGGUGUUAAGGCAUCAAGCUCGCAAGAGUCAGUCCCAAAGCCAGUGACUUUACAAAAACCAACCUUUCCAAAAAAAACUGCAGGACCCCCUGCACAGAGCAGGAGUGAUGACCCUUCGGCUCCAAAGAAGAAACCUUUACUCAAUAGUUUUGCACUGGGCAAUGCCCCUGCUAAACCCAACAGACCACCCAAAGUCAAUCUUGAGCAAUUCAAGAAGGGAACAGAGACUGCAACUGAAUCUCCUGCCCCAAAAAAUGUAACACCCCCUCCCCCACCAGCCUCUCACCCCAGUAACCAAGUGGCUCCGCCAUUGCCCUCUCAACCCUACCCUCCCAUCCUGCCCCCACGACCUACAGUAAUUCAAGAUGAAAAUUAUGAUGAUGUGGACUGUGUGAGAGGCGGAAAGAAUAAUGAUGGAAGCGGAAGUGAUGGUGAGAUAUAUGAGGAUCUUGAUGACACUUGGUCUGCUGCAGAGUCAAGUCAAGCUCAGAAGAAGCAAGACAAAGCGCAAGACCUAAAAAAUCAGAAAGAACGCGAAAAGAAAGAAAAAGAAGCUAUUAAAAAGUUUAAGCUCACACCCCCUUUGAAGGUUAUUCACCAGGUCAAAGCUAAAGCAGACUGCAGGGGUGGGAAAAAUGACCUCUCCGUAAAAAAGGGUGAAUCCAUUGAUAUCAUUCGAAUCAAUGACAACCCAGAAGGCAAAUGGGUUGGAAGGGGUCAAGAUGGAUCUUUUGGUUUUGUCAAAACGGAAAUGGUGGAGAUCAACUUUAGCGUGUUGAAGAAUCAAGGGUUGUCUAUUCCAAUAACUGAAGAGCUGUAUGAUGAUGUGGGCUCUCAGGAUGAUCACGGCAACACGAAUGGUCAGCGGGUUGUUUUACCCCCACCACCAGAUGAUGUGUAUGACGACAUAACAGACCCCAAUCUUAAUCCAAUCAGCACAGCGGAUAACAAGUUUUCCUCAAACCCACGCAACUUCUUGGAGAUGCUCAAAAUCUCAGUUGACCGGAGAAAAAGCCAACUCCGCAAUGAGUCAUUUUUGCAUUCCAUUCCACCUCCUGCACAGUUUACACCUGAAGGAAACAAAGACAAUUCUCCGGAUGGUGAAAUUUAUGAUGAUGUUGAUCAUCCCUGCGCCGUCCCUCCCCCUCCACCAGCUAUCAGCUUCCCCCAAACUAAAUCCAAAACCAAAUUGCACGAUGAUCCAAAAAAGCAAAAGAAGUUUGAGAAAGAAGAAAAGGAUUUUCGAAAAAAGUUUAAGUAUGAUGGUGAGAUUCAUGUGCUUCACCAAGUAACAGUUGCGAGCGGUAAGAAGGGAAGUGGGAAAGACCUGCCCGUGCAGGCUGGGGAGAUUUUGGAUGUCAUCAGCAAAUCUGACCCAGACAAAUUCAUCUGUAGGAACAAGGAAGGCAAAUUUGGCUAUGUCGCACUGAGCAACAUCCAACAAGAUGAGGAAGUCUAUGAUGACAUUGGAGAUGACUGCAUCUAUGAUAAUGACUGAAGAUCUUCAAAGCACCUCAUCUGAACUUCAUCUGAGCAGCUCCCUAUGUCUGGUCCUAUAUUUGUUUUCUUAAUAGCUGACAUUAUGUGCUUUCAUGAUAUCAUGCCUGUCGAAAUUGGUACCUUAAUGUGGAAAUAAAUAAAGGUUAAUUUCUAAAUUAGGUAGGGCCACUUUAUUAAGUUUUCAUAUUCAUGUUUUCCUGUACUGGUUUCAAGAAAAAUAAGCUGCAACUAAUGCAAACCCAUGCAAAUGUAUAUCAUUCAUUUGAUUCUAUAACUGAGUGAAAAGCAGUAUUGUGUAACCAGUCAUCUAUGUCAUUUCAUUUUUAUGUAAAUAUUAAAUAGAAAAAAGAUU